Brassica napus (rape) is the source of this 1498-nucleotide messenger RNA. Its product is annotated as F-box/FBD/LRR-repeat protein At1g16930-like. Gene Ontology annotation, molecular function: protein binding. The transcript has a single exon. The coding region runs from base 643 to 1362 and encodes 239 amino acids. The record is from RefSeq and is a predicted model, not a curated record. Lineage: Eukaryota; Viridiplantae; Streptophyta; Magnoliopsida; Brassicales; Brassicaceae.
UAAUAAUCAAAUAUUAACCCAAAAGAAAUAUGCAGGAUACAACUAGUUUAUAGAUAGUAUUUUUAGAUAUUUGAUUAUUUAUAAACUAUAUAUAAGUGAUAUUUUAGGUAUAUAAUUUAUGUUUAAGAUAUUCGGAUAUUUAUUCAGUUCUCAGCCUAAUUUUUGGUUUUUAGUUUUAGAAAGUAUAAAAUUCAUCUGGUUAUUUAUGAAAGUUUGGUUUUGGUACCGGUUAUUUUUGUUCACCACGGUUCGAUUCUUUGGUUCGGCUUCUAGAUAAAUUUUGCCUGAUAUAACCAAAUAUCAAGAUGGGCCAAAUGACUAAGGCCUUUUAUGUUAUCUGGUAUGUUGAGCAAAUUUACUGUGGGUGUGUUCACUGAACAGUGAACACUACUGUCUACACUAACUGUGAAAAUAUCUUCCUCUAUCUUCUACCUCACCCCCAUUUCUUCAGCAUUGUCGUCUCCUUUCUGUCACCGAUCCACAAACCUAUCAAGUUUCUUUCAGCCCAGAUUUUCAUAGAUAGCCGAUUGCCAAGCUACAGUGCAGAGAAAGCGCCGACUGAGAAUUCUUAGUUUUCGUUUUCCGCCAACUUUGCGUUCUCCAAUUUAUUUUCAUGUUAAAUCUCAGACUUAGGCAUUAGAAAUGGAUUCGAAUCAAAGGAACUUGGAUAGAUUAUGCAAUCUGCCUGAUUCGUUGCUAUGCAAGAUACUCUCCGACUUCCCCACCAAGGAAUCGGUUCGCACCAGCGUCUUAUCAAAACGAUGGAGAAACCUCUGGUUGAAUGUUCCAUCUCUGGACUUAGAUUCCUCAGGAAUCAGAGGUGAUGAUGCCUUUGUGAGUUUCAUGGAUAGGUUUCUGUGUUCUGAAAAUGAGCAACACUUGGAGACAUUCAAGCUGUGCUAUCGGGUUCGUGAACAUGAUGCAACUCGUUUCAAGUCCUGGAUCGAUGCCGUGACUAGGCGCGGGAUUCUUCAUCUCAGUCUUUGUAAUGAGGUGGAUGAAGAUACGUUAGUUAAGAUGCCUCCAUCUCUCUAUUCAUGUGAGAGAUUGGUCAACUUAGAUCUCCGCUGCGUCUUCUUGGAUCAUCCUGAAUCUGUAUCUUUGCCUUGUGUCAAGAUUAUGCAUCUAUGGAUGGUCAUAUACGACGGUGGUGAUUCGACUCUGGAGAUUUUAAUAUCCAGCUGUCCUGUUCUCGAGGAGUUAACCAUAGUCCGUUGUGAUGAUUCUCUGGAAGCUGUGCGUGUGCGUCCCCAGUCCCUAAAGAGCUUCAAAAUAGAGUGUAUACCUGACGAAUGUGGUGGUCUCCAUGUUGUUGCAAUUGAUGCAAACCACACUGAGAUUUAUUGUGAGAAAUGGUCCUAAUGGAUUAGUCGAGCCAGCUUUGUGUUCUGACGGUAUUGCCUUCAGUGUGUUUUGUUAAAAUUCACCUUUUUGUUUCUUACUUCGUGAUGUAACACAAACAUUUUUUAUUCGCGAUGAAAGUGACCAUUAACGCUUA